Messenger RNA from Drosophila grimshawi, 2705 nucleotides. RefSeq names its product developmental protein eyes absent (gene eya). Gene Ontology annotation, cellular component: nucleus. The transcript has 5 exons. The record is from RefSeq and is a predicted model, not a curated record. Gene Ontology annotation, biological process: positive regulation of DNA repair; cell differentiation; multicellular organism development. The coding region runs from base 245 to 2581 and encodes 778 amino acids. Gene Ontology annotation, molecular function: protein tyrosine phosphatase activity. NCBI's taxonomy places the organism in Eukaryota, Metazoa, Arthropoda, Insecta, Diptera, Drosophilidae.
GUGCAGUGCAAAAUUAUUACAAAAUAAUUGCAAAAUAUUUUCAACAAUUUAACACGCCUUUCUCUGCAGCUUGUUAGUGCAUUUUAUACAGUGCAUUUCACACAUACUUAUUUUUGUUCGCAUUGUUAAUUGAUUGCUGUGAUUCCGACUAAUCAAUUGUGAUGCUCGCGCAGCCGCAGCCCAUUUGAUAAGCAACGGCAACUGCAACUGCAACAGUAGCAACAGCAACAACAACGCCUGGAAUAUGUUGUAUAAUGUGCCGUGCUAUCAAAACUUUUCAACGCUGGAUUACUACAAGGUUAAACGUCCCAAAACAGAGCACACGGAUACACAUGAACGCAAUCGUCUCUGCCAAAGUCAACAACAACACCAACAGCAACACCAACAGCAACAGCAACAGCAGCAACAUCAACAUCAACAGCAGCAGCAACAGCAGCAACAACAACAACAACAGCAGACACACUCAAGCGCCGUGUUGGCCACCAGCAAUGGGCCCAGCAGUGCCGGCGCCAGCGUGGGCGUUGGCAUUGGCGUGGGCGUGGCCGGGCAGUGCAGCCCACUCGGACUGCCGCCACAAAUACAACCGUUGCAGCCAACAAUUGGCGCGCUAAGCAACCACUUUGCGAGCAACAACAACAAUAACAGCAACCACAUCCCGAAUUCGAACUCGAACUCGAACCCGAACUCGAAUCCAAAUCCGAGCAGCUGCAGCCUGGCUGCCGCCGCCUCAAGCUUUGCACAGUCGUCGGGCAGCAGCUUCUCCACAUAUCAGCAGCAGGCCAGCGAUGAGGUGGGCGUUGGUGUCGUGGGCGUGGGCGUGGGCGUGGCCCAUCCAGCCGCCAUGUCGCAUUGGGCGCACGAGACGAACAGCAGCGGUGCCGGCAACAGCAGCAGCAGCGGCAGCCUUGCGCCCGCCGUCAAAUCCGAGUCCCGCAGUCCCGGCCAGGCUGUCCACACUCAUCCCCUGGACAAUGCGUCCGCUGCUGCGGCCGCCGCCGCCGUCUACGGCUGUGUGGACAGCACGGCGUCCGUGAACUCCUCGGCUGUGGCAGCUGCCGCUGCCGCUGUAUACGAUAGCAAACAUGAUUAUUACUACUACAACAGCAUGCAGCAAUAUACGCCGCCGCCGUUCUACUCCGGCUAUGGGACACCGUAUGCCGCUGCGAGUGCGGCACGUGGCGCCAAAAUGGAGCCGGGCGCUGCAGCUGCCGCGUAUCUCUCCUCGAGCUAUGCGAGCGGGGGCAACAAUAAUUCCCAGCUGUAUAGCAAUCCGUAUGCGGGCUACAAUAAUUUUGGUCAGCAGGAUUAUGGCGGAUACUACAACGAACAGUAUGGCAACUAUUAUAAUCCGGCCAAUUAUUCGCCGUAUGCGGUGAGUUCGCCCAGCUCGAGUGCCAGCCAUGGUUUUCAUGUGGCCACCGCCUCAUCGAAUCUCUCCGAGAGUCCAACGGACACGCACUCAACGACUCCCGUUCAUCCGGCCACACACUCGCCGCACUCGCCCCCGCUGCCCAUCUCGAUGUCACCGAAUGCGGGCGUUCAGGUUGUCAAUGCGGCGACGGCGACAUCCUCGUCCGCAACGCUCAACUCCAGCGGUGGCAGCAGUGGAGGUGGUGGUGGUGGUGGCUCAGCGACAGCAGCCAAGACGACGCCGACGGGCAAGACGGGCAGGGCGCGCGGACGACGACAUCAGCAGCCGAGUCCGACGCGCAGCACAGCAUCGGAUACGGGCAAUGGGGAGACGGUGAAGCCGCCGGAACGUGUCUUCGUCUGGGAUCUGGACGAGACGCUGAUCAUCUUCCACACGCUGCUGUCGGGCAGCUAUGCCAAUCGCUACACCAAAGACCACAGCACCCUGAUGACCAUCGCCUAUCGCAUGGAGGAGAUGGUCUUCAACAUGGCCGACACGCAUUUCUUCUUCAACGAGAUCGAGGAGUGCGACCAGGUGCACAUCGACGACGUCAGCUCCGAUGACAAUGGCCAAGAUCUGAGCACCUAUAACUUUGCCACCGAUGGUUUCCACACGGGCAACCCGCCCGGUGCCCCACCCAAUCUCUGUCUGCCCACCGGCGUUCGCGGCGGCGUGGAUUGGAUGCGCAAGCUGGCGUUUCGCUACCGCAAGAUCAAGGACAUCUACAACAGCUACAGGGGCAAUGUUGGCACUUUGUUGGGUCCUGGCAAGCGGGAUGUGUGGUUGCAGAUCCGCUCCGAGAUCGAGGUGGCCACCGACAAUUGGGCCACCUUGGCGCUGAAGUGUCUCAGCAUGAUUGCCCAGCGCGAGAACUGCGUCAACGUGCUGGUCACCUCAACACAGCUGGCGCCGGCGCUGGCCAAAGUGAUGCUCUUCGGCCUGGGCAGCAUAUUCAACAUUGAGAACAUCUACAGUGCCCACAAGAUUGGCCAGGAGACUUGUUAUGAGCGGAUUGUGACGCGCUUUGGGCGUAAGAGCACCUACGUCGUCAUUGGCGAUGGCGCCGAGGAGGAGUCCGCUGCCAAGGCCAUGAACUUUCCGUUCUGGCGCAUAUCCGCACACAGCGACAUUCGUGCGCUUUACACCGCCCUCGAUAUGGGGUUCUUAUGAAAGGCUUAUCGCGUUUUAAGACGCUGCGGAAUCGCAAGCGCGUUUUGCGCGCGUUUUUCGUACAGUUUUGAGUACAAAGAAUGAUACAGAAAACAAAAUGAAAAUCAAAUGAAUCAACAUAAAG